AAUAAGAGAAUACCCCUCGAGCAGACAAGUCGAUUCUCGAUUCGCCGCCGCGGCAACUUAGAUAAUAAAAAUAAUUUCUUUAAAUUAAAUUAAUUAAACUAAAUAAAUUAAUCUACCAACAGUCCAAUAUGAAAGCCACUAAACUGCCCAACUUUACUACGCUUGUGUCUGUGUGUGUUCGCAAUUCGCAAACAAAUAAUUAAUCAACAACAAAAAGACAAAAAAAACAUGAAUUCCAAUUCACUCAGUCAAAGUGACGAAGAAAAAUUUUUAUCGAAAUUGAAAAUUUUUACUUGGCGAUAAAUAAAUACAAACAAAAAACACAAAAACCCACUGCAUUUUUGUAAGUUUUUCGUGUUUUCGUCAGCAGUGAAUUUUAUGUGCAAAUCAAUUUCGACGAGAAUUUGCAAGAAGUUUUGAAUCAUCAUCGCCUCGACGAAGUUUUACUGUAAAAACUGAAAAAGUUUUGUUAAAAUCGAAGAAAAGUGACGUCAUUGUUAUAAAGAAUUCUAUGAUUUUUCCAAUCGCUUUCUGAAAACAAAAACAAAGUGAAAUAAUUUGUUAUUUUCUUAUGAAUAAAAUAAAACAAAAUAUCAAAACAAAUAUUUGUAGAAAUUGUUUAAAAGAUUGCUGACGAAAAAAAACCUCCCGAGGGGGUGGAGAGACAUAGAAUCGCGCAAAGAAAUUUUGCAACAUCGUCUUUCGUUGUCAUUGUCGUUCUCGUUCUCGUCGUCGUAGUCUGCUCGUCCGUUUUUCGUUCCAUCUCAAGGUUAACGCAUAGAAGAAGAGUGUCUUUUUGCUCUUCUUCUUUUGACCAAUCAAUCCCGUUUUUCCUCUCAGCGUUUGUUGUGCAAAAAGUAGAAAACAACAAAAAGACAACAUCAAAGCAAAAUUAGCAAAAGAUUCGCUUUUGUUUUGAUUGUUUUUGGUGUUUUUUCGGGACUUCGGUGUUGUGUUUCUUGAUUUCGUCGUAGGUACUCGAGAUCGGGAUUGUGGUGGCUCAGACUUUUUUCUUCCAUGGAGUUUUCUUUGUGUCUCUUAAAGUAAAUUGUUGCCAGUUAAUCCGUGACGAGAGAAAGAAUAAAGUGUUUUUCUUUGUGAAGAAUCCUUCGAGUGCUUUGUCUUUUAUUGCUCCAAAAAAUUCGGUGUAUCAAGUGUUAAACUCCAACACCACCUGUGCUGUGCUGUGUUUUGUGUCACUCAAUUGUUCGGUUCGUCGUUUCCUUUUUGCCUUGUCUCCUUUAUUGCGCAAAAAAAAGUCCAUCCACACCUUGUUCAAUUAGAUUAUAAGUAGACAACAAUAAGAAUACCAACUGACCUUAGAACAGGAGCCCAUCUACCGAGUGAGCGGCGCGGCGGCAGCCCGAGGUAACAACAACCAAGCCCCAAACCACCACCCCCAUUAUAGUCAUGGGAAGUGUUUGGAAGCGAUUGCAACGUGUGAACAAACGUGCGGCAAAGUUCCAGUUUACUUCAUCCUACCAUGAGUUACGUGUCGAGACCACCGCUAAGUGGAGACCGUCAAAUUUAUCUGUUGUAUGGACAAGACGAUCGAGACGUGUUGCAUCGGCACCGCUGCCUUGGGAACCGGACAUGGUUAAUCCACUUGUAGGCCAUAUAUCAUGGCCGGUUCCUGAUAAUCAUUCAAUUUCUGUGACAUUGUUUAAAGAUCCAAGGACACACGAAUUGGAGGAUAAAGAUUGGACGUUUGUUAUUGAAGAUAUAACUCAGCUGGGGAAGAAACGCGUUCUAGCAUCGGCCAGCAUAAAUAUGCGAAAAUAUGCUAGUGUCGAAUCAACUCAACAAAGUGUCACACUAUCGUUGAAGCCAGUGUCGCGUAAAAUCACUUCCGCCGAACUUGAAUUGACAAUAAGCUGUGUGUUCCUGCGCGAAGGCAAAGCCACAGAUGAAGACAUGCAAAGCGUUGUCUCACUUAUGUCUGUGAAUAAUAAUUGUGAUGUAGCUCCAUUGGACGAUUUGGAAGAUAUUCCUGAUUUAGAGAGUUCUGGUGAAAUAUCUGAACAUUUGUUCGAUUUUACUCAACAAUUGGAACAACUUACGUCCAGUUUAAAUGGUUGCAUUGAUCUUGCGACGCCAAUGAGUGUUCCUUCAUUAUCUGAAGAUCCAACUCCAUUAGCUGAAGCGACCCGCCUAUAUUUCGAACACGAUGCUGACAAACAAAGUACCGAUGAUGAUAUGCAGCAAACGCCUAGUGCUGCCAUGUCACCUCCGCGAAAUUCUGUAACAGAAGUUCCUACAGCAAAACCAACCCAGCAACAACAACAGCAACAGCAUCAGCAAGCGCCAUUAGUUACAGCCACUGAUUCCAGCCAAGAAUUAUCACCACCAACAGCAGCAGUGGGCUCAGUAAAACCAACAUCACAGCAGCAACAAAAGCCAAAAACAACAACCACUACAACAACCGCGACAGAUCAACCGCCGAAAAGUAGAUCUAUCUUUGCUGCACCAACGAUAACGAGUUCAGCAUCCAAGAAGCCCUUGGCUGAUUCUGCAGAUCGUAAAUCAAACUCAAUAUUCAAAGUUGAGAAAUUGCGGAAGGUAGAAAUCGAUAAACUACAACCAGCAUCUAAAUUAGUUGCUCCAGCAUCACCUGCAAUAAUCGAAACGAAAUCCAAGGACGAUGAAUCACAGCAGGUGAAGCCCAAAGAAGAGAUCAAGAUCAAUAUUAUUGCUAGUGAAAAGGAAAAGGACAAUGACAAGGAGAAAGCCAAGGAUAAGGAAAAAGAUACCUCGUCAACACCAAUAGUCACGGCCUUCACAGAAAAAUCAAAGAAAAUCGAAGACCAACAACAACCUGUGGCAAUCGAUGAUUCAACUCAGGCUAACAAUCGAACAGAAAUAAAACGCCCUGAGUUACAACCAUUGAAUUUAAAGAAGAGCUACGAGAAUGGUACUACUGCUACAACCAAUACCACCACGGCUACGACAAAUAAUAAAACUGUUGAGAAAAUUAUUCUCAAGGAGAACACACCUGGACAGGAUCUACUUGAAUGGUGCAAAGAGGUGACUAAGGACUAUUCAAAUGUUAAGGUUACAAACUUGACGACAAGCUGGCGUAAUGGCAUUGCCUUUUGUGCAAUAAUUCAUCAUUUUGAACCACAUUUGAUUGAUAUGUCCAAACUCUCUCCCCAUGAUGUAGUCGGCAACUGUCGAAUGGCGUUCGAUGCUGCCGAAUCAUUGGGUAUUCCCCGUGUAAUUGAGCCUCGCGACAUGAGCAUGUUGGCCGUUCCAGAUAAAUUGGCUGUUAUGACGUACCUUCAUCAAUUGAGAGCUCAUUUUACUGGAAAACAAUUGCACAUUGAACAAAUUGGUUCGACUUGUGAUGAAUCGAGCUAUGUCAUUGGCAAUUAUAAAUCUGAUAAUUUAUCAAAGAACUUACUCAAUUUAAGCCAUUUAAAGUCACACCUUAUGCAUCAAGGUUCUCAGGAUGAUGAAAACGAUAAACCUCCAUUGUCACCGACAUCGAAAAAAGACGUCAAGAAUUUAAUAUUUUCUGGUUCCAAGAAUCUACUUGGAAAAGUUUUAUCACCUGCCAAAGAUAGGAAUUCUAUAAAUUCGCUUCAACAACAUAAUAACAAUUCAUCAGUUGGAGUUUUGAAUAACAAUAGUACUAGUACACCAAAUGGUGGUGGGAACAGAGAUAAACCAGCUCUAAUGACGCGUCGUGAACUUACCGAUCCAUUUGGUAGCGACGAGGAAGACGAAGUUGAAAAGACUAAUAAACAACAGAAAGACGAAAAUAAUGAAAGUCAAAACACGAAUACGAAUAUGUCGUCGACGACGACAACCACAACAACAACGCAGGGUACCACUGUUACCACCGCUUUGGAUCCAAAUACAGCAAAUAAACUUUUAUCUCGACAUAAGGAAAUGAGUGAGAAAGCUAAGCUCAUGAUUGAAAGAUUGAAAGUAACAACCCGUGAAAAUGGCAAGAAUGACACCAACGAUGAACGACAACAACGUUUGCUGGAACAUGCUCGUCGUCUUAUAGCCGAGACACGUUCGAAAACAGUCAAUGGCGAAAGUCCGACAACACCCACGAAACGUAUUACUAUAUCGCCAACAUCUUCGCCGGUGCGUAUCAAGGAUGAAUUUUUGUUCUGUCAAAACGGUGGCAGUGGGGCUGGUUCCCCAAAAGCACCACUAUCGCCAACAAAGAAAAUCACACCUCCCCGGGACAUAUUCAAGUCAUCGGAGGAUAGCAGCUAUAAGCUGAGCCCUAGUCAUAGAUUAAGCGAACGAAAUGGUAAUAGUCCGUUGCAAUCGUUCAACUCGGUCCUCGAUAGGAUCUCACCAAAAAGUGAAAAGAGAGUUGAUAAACUUUCUUAUAUCGAAUCGGAAUUGGAAGCGCUGGAACGCGAACAAGAAGCCAUCGAUCAAAAAGCCAGCAAUUUGGAGAAGAAACUGCGUGCAGUCAUGGGUGGUAAUCCAAGUAAUGAAAAUGCAUUUCUUAAAUUUUUACGUCGUCCUAGUGGUGGUAGUAUUAGAAUAAGACUUAACGAAUAUGACAUAAGUGACGAUGAUCUUUCCGAUGAUGAAUGUAAAAGUGACAACGAUGAAAAUUACGAAAAUGAAAAAGAAAACAAACGUAAUAGUUUUGAUUUCAAUCGAAAUUCAUCACGUUCAUUUUUUAAUAGUUGUGAUAAUCUAAAAGUUAGUGAUAUAGGAAUUGGUAACAAAUCAAAACGACGACGCUCAAGAAGUCGCAGCACAUGCGAUACGGAAGAAACUGAAGAACAACUUUUGUCGCAGUGGUUUACUUUAGUAAAUAAGAAAAACGCCUUACUUAGGCGGCAAAUGCAACUUAAUAUUCUGGAGCAAGAAAGUGACUUAGAACUUAAGUAUGCCCUUCUUAAUCAAGAGCUGCGAGCAGCUCAAUCUGUUGAAGAUUGGCGUAAAUCUGAAGCACAACGUGAAAAAGAAAGACUAUUGCUUGAAGAAUUGGUGGCUAUUGUUGAUAAACGUGAUCAAUUGGUGCAACGUCUUCAUAAUCAGGAAAUUGCAAUCGAAGAUGAUCAUGAAAUUGAACGUGACCUGGAGCAAGUGGACAUCAGUGGUGGCAAAGAAAAGUGUGUGAUCCAAUAAAAUAUUAUAUGUUUUAACAAUCCAAACCACUCACGACUGCAAGGAACUACGUAUAUACUUAUAUGGAAAUUUUAUUUCUGCUUUCAUUUUCUACUUCUCUUUAAAAUUCUUUUGUAAAGAACAAACAAACAAAAUAGUUUUAUUAAUAAUAAAUUAAAAUGACAAUGAGUUAACAAUGUGAAGGUUAUAAACCUUCAUCAAGCUUUGAACAAAAAACCAGACAAAAUCAGCGAAUUUUAAGCACAAUACUGAUCAUUAUCUAACUUCAAAUUCCUAUAAAAUAAAACCAUAACCAAAAGAAAAAACUAAAUUUUCAUUUUGUUUUUGAUAAAUACUUUUCUUUAUACAUUUAAAUGUGAGUUAUGUGUAACUUUCAUAAAUAAAUAAAAUAUUAAAAUGAGGGAUUGAAAAAUGAAAUGGUAUGAAUAUAGUUUGGAAGAAUAAAUAAAUGAAAUGAUAAUAGAAAGAAAAAAAA
This is a messenger RNA of Eupeodes corollae, 5581 nucleotides long. It is a transcript of the gene Ehbp1, whose product is annotated as EH domain-binding protein 1. The coding region runs from base 1411 to 5106 and encodes 1231 amino acids. The transcript is spliced from 13 exons. Lineage: Eukaryota; Metazoa; Arthropoda; Insecta; Diptera; Syrphidae. Gene Ontology annotation, molecular function: protein binding. The record is from RefSeq and is a predicted model, not a curated record.